This is a messenger RNA of Athalia rosae (coleseed sawfly), 1925 nucleotides long. RefSeq names its product tRNA dimethylallyltransferase. Gene Ontology annotation, biological process: tRNA modification. The coding region runs from base 110 to 1720 and encodes 536 amino acids. Gene Ontology annotation, molecular function: zinc ion binding; tRNA dimethylallyltransferase activity; nucleic acid binding. The record is from RefSeq and is a predicted model, not a curated record. NCBI's taxonomy places the organism in Eukaryota, Metazoa, Arthropoda, Insecta, Hymenoptera, Athaliidae. The transcript has 9 exons. Gene Ontology annotation, cellular component: mitochondrion.
GUCACGUGACUUCGAGUCGAACCACGACGCCAUGAUGGAUAAUGUCAGACUCGUGCUCGGUGAAGUGCUAACUGUGGUGUGUGAGUAGCGAGAUUCUGUAAAUUUCGUUAUGUCGCGAGUGCCGAUUCUUGUUAUUUUGGGUGCCACUGGUACUGGAAAAUCAAAACUGGCCAUCGAACUUGCAUCCAAAUAUUUUGGGGAAAUCAUUUCUGCAGACAGUAUGCAGGUAUACAAAGGACUCGACGUGAUUACUGCGAAGGUUACUAAAAAGGAACAAGCCAUGGCGCCUCACCAUAUGUUGGAUAUUUUGGACCCUUUGUCAAUCUUUACGGUCGUCGAUUUCAGAAACAGAGCGUUACCACUGAUAGACAAAUUAAUCAAGGAUGAAACGAUGCCGGUAAUAGUCGGUGGCACUAAUUAUUAUAUCGAAUCGUUGCUUUGGCAAAUUCUCAUCGAAGAUCCAAAAGAAACGGAAGACGGUGCUUGUUCUUUGGUUUUCGAACGUGACUGUGGUAUCGUUACAAUAAGUGAUAGUCGAUCGAAAACGAUCAAAUCUAACGAAGAUCACGGUGUUCGAGUUUCUACCGAAAUCAAUGAAAGUAUGAGAAACAGUGGUGAAGUUUGUAACGCAGACGACGCCAAUAAUGUCGAUGACGAUCGUUCGCAAAAUGAUCGUCGCUUAGGUGACAAGUGCGAAAAAAGUGAAUCAAAGGAUCAUUUUCACUCCGACGAACAAUUACACGAGGAAAGUACAACUGCGAGUGCGGGAGGCGGCGGUUCUUCUCCAUCGGAACGUGAACAACAACCACCGUUUAAAAAAGUGAAAUACGACGACGACGACGUGAGCAACGAGGAACUUCAUAAAAUGCUCCGAGAAAUUGAUCCGGAAAUGGCCGACAGACUUCAUCCGAAUAAUCGAAGGAAAAUCCUCAGAUCGCUUCAGGUCUUCGAACAAUUUGGCGUAAGACACUCCGAAAUUUUGAAAGAACAGAGACUGGCCGGUGGUUCCGGCCUCGGUGGUCCUCUUCGUUACAAAAAUUCCAUCAUUUUCUGGCUCCAAUGCAAACAGGAAGUUCUUGACAAGAGACUUGAUUUGAGAAUAGAUUCUAUGCUGGAAAAUGGUCUGGUGCAAGAGCUUAUCGAUUUUCACGAUAGAUACAACCGUGAAAGGAUCGAAUCAAAAACACUUCCGGAUUACACCAAAGGAAUCUUUCAGAGUAUCGGCUUCAAGGAAUUUCACGAAUACCUGAUUUUGGACGACGAAGAAAAACGCGCGAAAAAAGGAGAAGAACUUCUUGAAGACGGUAUUAAGAAUUUAAGAAUAAGAACAAAACAGUACGCUAGAAGGCAGCACAAAUGGGUGAAAAAUCGGUUCAUAGAUCGGUCGGAUCGGGAGGUUCCCCUAAUAUAUUCGUUGGACUGUACAGACCUCGAUAAAUGGAAUGAGAACGUCCUGGAACCGGCUAUUUUGAUUAUAAAUGAAAAACUUGAGGGGAAAACGCCGAGCCAGAAGGCCCUGAACAACGCUAAGACUGAUGGGGGAAAAAAUUUCUGUGAUAAAUUUGAUCAGACUCACUUCUGCGAGACGUGCGAAAGAGUGUUAAUAGGAGAUUUCCAAUGGAAGGCACAUCUGAACGGAAGAAAACAUGAAAAAAUGGUUAAGAAAGCCAAAAUUGAAAGCGAAAAAGCGGCGAAGGAACCCAUGGAACAAUUGACAUGAAACAUGGCAUUUCAUCAUACUUUUCAUGGUAAAGUUUUUCUUCCUUUUGAUCUCUACCCGCAGAGAUUUGAUAAAUUAUUCCAGAGCGCAUUACCAAAAAAAGAAACAAUUUGAAAAACAACUGAAUUUUAUUAUCACAUACCUGUGGUUCAAAAUGUAAAUAAUUGUUGACUGUGUGAUAAAAUAAAAUAUUAUAAAUAUUUAU